Molecule: messenger RNA, 1615 nt
Organism: Periconia digitata
Lineage: Eukaryota; Fungi; Ascomycota; Dothideomycetes; Pleosporales; Periconiaceae
Source: the annotation of a GenBank genome assembly
UCAACAUAGCUCAGCAAGUUAUCCUGGACAUCUAUACUCACUCAGAAAACGCGACUCAACCAUGGAUGCCAAUAGACGUGGAACCGAAGUUAGAAACCCAGUGCAUUAUGACACGAUCGUUCUCGGUGCAGGAAUCUCGGGACUCGCAUUCGCAUCCAGACUACUCCAAGAACAGGGCAAUAUCAGUGAGGCCAACCAACUGCAAGUACUUGAGGCCCGUGACCGCAUUGGUGGCCGCAUAGCUUCUGUUCAUGUUGAGGAUUGUCGCUUGGACACUGGCGCGAACUGGAUCCACGGAACCGGAGACGCAGAGAGACCGAAUCCGCUCAUGGACAUCCUUCCAAACAAGCGAUAUAGACCGAUGGAAGGAUCUGUUUUAUUCAGAGCACCAGGUGAAGAGGAUGAUACACAUACUGGCGGCAGCUUGUUGGUUCCUACCCGUGUGGCUGGGUUGAUAGUUGUAUGCGCUCAAAGCGCAAUGGAAGCUGUGCAAGAUUCUGCUUCCAUUCCGGCAGAAUUCGCAAAGAACAUUUCUGUUUUGCAGUUCUUGGUAAGCACAAAAGCUUUCCAGAGUGCAUUUGAACUGGUGCCAAAAGAAUACCACCGCACGCUAGGCGCUUUGUUCCAGGGCAUAGAAGGAAUCGAAGCUGCUCCACUUGUUGCGCAAUCCACCGAGCCCAGACGCCCUGAGAGCAAGCCUGGAGUGGGCAUACUGGAAUACGCAGUAGAUUAUUUCAAUGGCGAACAAGCUUUUCUUCAGGAUGGAUAUACAGCAGUCGUUGACGAAUUCGCUAAACCACUCGCGAAUGCUGACGCCAUCACUUUGGAAACCGUCAUAACUCGAGUCUUUUGGGCCAGGAAUCCCAUUGUCAUCGAAACAAAUCGUGGAGAUUUCACCGCGAGGGAAGUGGUGUGCACAUUUCCCCUAGGCGUACUCAAAGACAGCAAUGCAGAUGCACUGUUUGUGCCGAAUCUACCAGAGGACAAGCAAGAAGCCAUCAACAAUCUUGGAUUUGGGACACUGGAUAAGGUGUUUGCGAUCUACUCUACGCCCUGGUGGAAUGACGAGCCUUACCGCUCUAUUCUUAUCCAAACGGAGGGACAGGAUGAGACAGAAUUGCCCGAUUCAUUUCUAGGUUUUGCUUCCGGGCUGGGCGGCAUCUUCAUCGACCGCAAUGGCUCUGUCUCCCCCGGUGUAUAUAGAACGCCGGUUAUGAAUCUGCACAGUUUGACCGGUCAACCCGUGCUUUGCACCUUUGUCUCCUGCAAGACCGCCACCGAAGUUGAAGCAAUGGCCGAUGAAGACAUCGGUGCACUAUUCCAUCGUACUCUUACCGAGUGGUUCGGCAUUGAGCCGCCAGCGCCAAACGCCAUACAUGUCACACGGUGGUCACAAGACCCUUAUUCAAGAGGCUCUUACAGCCAUUACAUCACCGGUUUGUCCGAAGCCAAACACAGAAAGGUCUUGCAGGAGCCUAUAAUCAACGAAUUCGGCGGCGUACUUCGAUUUGCCGGCGAACAUUGCUCUCAGGAUCAUUUUGCUAUGGUUCACGGUGCCCUACUAGACGGUUGGAGAGCUGCUGAAGCAUCGUUGCAGCAUUCGCCUCGAUCGUGA